This is a messenger RNA of Eptesicus fuscus (big brown bat), 1702 nucleotides long. RefSeq names its product ras homolog family member V (gene RHOV). The record is from RefSeq and is a predicted model, not a curated record. Gene Ontology annotation, molecular function: GTP binding; GTPase activity. The transcript has 3 exons. Gene Ontology annotation, biological process: small GTPase-mediated signal transduction. NCBI's taxonomy places the organism in Eukaryota, Metazoa, Chordata, Mammalia, Chiroptera, Vespertilionidae. Bases 108 to 818 code for a protein of 236 amino acids.
GCGGCCGGCGGCGCGCCGAGCCUCGGCGGACGGAGUCGGAGGCGGCGGCGGACCCGGCUUCUCCCGGCGCAGCGGAGCCUGGUCCUGGGCUGUCCCCGCAGCGGGCCAUGCCCCCGCGGGAGCUGAGCGAGGCCGAGUCGUCCCCACUCCGGGCCCCGACCCCUCCCCCGCGGCGGGGCAGCGCGACCACGGAGCUGGGCAUCAAGUGCGUGCUGGUGGGCGACGGCGCCGUGGGCAAGAGCAGCCUCAUCGUCAGCUACACCUGCAAUGGGUACCCCGCGUGCUACCGACCCACGGCGCUGGACACCUUCUCCGUGCAAGUCCUGGUGGACGGGGCGCCGGUGCGCAUCGAGCUCUGGGACACGGCGGGACAGGAAGACUUUGACCGCCUGCGCUCCCUCUGCUACCCGGACACCGAUGUCUUCCUGGCCUGCUUCAGCGUAGUGCAGCCCAGCUCCUUCCAAAACAUCACCGAGAAAUGGCUGCCCGAGAUCCGCACCCACAACCCCCAGGCGCCCGUGCUGCUGGUGGGCACCCAGGCCGAUCUCAGGGACGAUGUCAACGUCCUGAUCCAGCUGGAUCAGGGCGGCCGGGAGGGCCCCGUGCCCCAGCCCCAGGCUCAGGGCCUGGCUGAGAAGAUCCGGGCCUGCUGCUACCUCGAAUGCUCUGCCUUGACCCAGAAGAACUUGAAGGAGGUCUUUGACUCUGCCAUUCUCAGUGCCAUCGAGCACAAAGCGCGGCUGGAGAAGAAACUGAACGCCAAAGGGGUGCGCACCCUCUCCCGCUGCCGCUGGAAGAAGUUCUUCUGCUUUGUUUGAACAGCUGUGGCAGAGUAGGGAGCCUUAGACAUAAGGCCACGGACAUCUGGAGCCUGGGGUAGGGACUACUGGCAGGGCCAGGCUACCCCAUGAGACUCAGUUCCCUUCUGAACACUAUGGGGACGUGGGCCUCUAACUGCCCACUCAUGCCAGGUGGAGCCUAGGGCCUGGAAGAAGGAAGGCUGGAACUUGGAUUUCUGUGGUUCCAGGCUUACAGAGAAAUCCCAGCACUUUGAUGUUCACGGGAUGGUCCUAACAGUGUCAGCCACCUCCAAGCAGUUUGGGAUCCAAUUCCCAGCUUCUUAUCAUGGGCCCGCAGGUCACGCUGGCUGAAUUAGGACCCCCCUGUGGUGGUCCCCACCUCCUCCUUGGCACAGGGGUGAGGAAGAGCCCAGGGAAUAGCUGGGCAUCUUGGAGAGCUGGCAGGUGUCCAGCCCUAUUUGGAAAGUUUGGGAUGGGCUGUGUAAGGUAGAAACCAGUGAGAGAUCAAGAGGGAGCAGAAAACGAGGCCCUGGAGCCUUGGGACUGGAGGCUGGGAAGGAGAAGGCAGACGAGAGAGCUAGGCCUGGAAGGAGUCAGAGGAGAGCAGAGAAGUGGAGCAGCUGAGGAGUAAGACUGAUACCUGGGCUGCCCUCAACCCCCAAGGCCAGGGAGGGCGGGGCCGAUCCCUGGGAAGAACUGGGUCUCAAGGCUCCCUAGGCACUGCCCAAACUGGCUGGGCUAGGAGUGGGGCCGGAAGUGAGAGACAAGGCCCAGCCGAGGAGGGGGAGAAGCUGCAAACCAGAAUCUGAAGGAAGCAGGGGCUGGGGACCACCUUUUUCUCCAAGGUCGCAGCCUAGAAGGUAGGGCCGCGCAGACCGCAAAUAAAGAUGUCCGUUUCUGGA